Molecule: messenger RNA, 4991 nt
Organism: Acanthoscelides obtectus
Lineage: Eukaryota; Metazoa; Arthropoda; Insecta; Coleoptera; Chrysomelidae
Source: the annotation of a GenBank genome assembly
GGCAUGCGGCGUGUCCUCCGUCACCGGAGAUGAGCGCCGGGACCCCCGGACCCCGGACCCCCGGAGCGACGGAAAAAGACGGUUCUUCCUCCACUCUCGCCUCUUCGUCGUCUUUGGAGUUGGAGAGGAGGAACGGUCGGAUUCGAAAUAGCGUCAGUCAAUUGUCGACCACCAUGCCGGGCGUUGGUGUUUUGUUAUUCGUCGUCGUAGGCGUAGCCCAAUCAUGGGCCCAACAAUAUCUGAACAACAGGCCGUUCCCUACGUACAGCCUGGAAAAUAUGCCGGAAACAACGUUUUCGUGCAGGGACAAGAUCUUAGGAGGCUACUACGCAGAUCCGGACACGCAAUGUCAGAUGUUCCAUAUUUGUGUCAAGGUCGCUGGUGUUGGGGUUCAAGACUUCCGAUUCCUAUGUCCCAAUGGCACAGCUUUUGAUCAGGAUCAUCAGAUUUGUGCUGAAUGGGAAGAUGUGGAUUGCGAUGCUUCUACUUUGUACUACUCCAGCGAUAAUUUCGAUCUUUACCGCAUCGGCUCCGGUUUGGAAUCAAAAUCGGUGAAAUACGGCGAGGACGAGGAAACCUUUGCUCUGCAACGCGCUGAAACAGGCGAUGCGAGGCUCAACAGGGAACCUCAAAGCGGGAUCGUGAAUCAGAAAAAAGAGCAGAAGUUCAAUUACCAAAGGCCAAAGCCUGCUCAGAACAAUGAUAGGGAGAUCUUCAAAGCUUCGAGCAGCUCGAAUUUCUUCAAUAAUAGGAAUAACGGAAAGGAAAGGGAUGAAGAUUACGAUGACAACGUGAAUCUUAAUCAGGAUAGGGACAAUGAACAGAGAAGAAAGGUGGUGAGAAACAGAGGUAGGAAGCCCUCAAUACAGACCGAGUACAACAGAAAUGAACAAAACAGGAAUGUGCAGGCGAACAACAGACAAGCAACUCAGAAUGAGGACCACAAUCAGAACAGGAAUAACGAUCACAAUAGGAAUAACAACUACAAUAAUCAGAAUAAUAAUUAUAGGAACCAAAACGCUGACUACAAUAGGCAAAGUCAAACAGCAGACUUUACGCGCAACACACCAGCGCCACCAGCGGACUACAGCCGAACCAGUCAGCAAUCUCAAACUAGCAGCUUUAAUCAAAACACCGCUGACUACACGCCGAGGCAGCAAUCUCAAGCUCAAACGAACACCUACAAACAGAACACAGCUAACACAGCAAACGCAGCAGCUGCGGAAAUAGAAGCUCAGACUAGAAAGCCAUCUUCAAGACCUACUGGGUUCCUGAACAACUUUGCCGGUAGCAGCUACGUACCGACGACUUUGAGGCCUUUAGCUGCCAGUACUACUAUCAACAGUGACCAGUAUACCACUGCUAUCAAUAACUAUAGGGCAAGAAACGGCCAAAAACCGAGACCUCAACAAACUAACGAUUACACAGCUCAAACUCCUCAGUACACCGUUAGUACUCCGGCACCGUUCAAAUCGACUCAAUACAGGCAAAUCAGUACCUUCGCACCUACCAAGGACACUGACAACUACCCAAAAACGAAACCAAGCACCACCGAACGGUAUAACCAGCAGGCAACGAACUUCAAGCAAAACGCCAAUCCCAACGACUACAAAUACGAACUAACCAAAACCAAGCCGAGUACCACCUAUCCAGGUACUAAAACCGAGAACUACCCCAGUAACAACCCGCAGUAUUUCGACAAAAAACCCACUACCCCCGUAAAACAAACUGAAACCUUCCCCACAACCCUGAGUACUAAACCCAAGCCUUUCAGCGCCAAUACCCAGACUUUCCCCACGACGUUCGCGCCAAGAACCAACGCUGCGUAUACCCAGAUUGCCCAGCAGACAUUGAAGCAGCAAAGCAGUACCUUGAUUGCCACCGAAUUCGUGCAGACGAAGGCUAGUACCACUUCUAAGGCUGUGACGUCAACGCCUUACACGCCAACGGUACCGAAGAUUAGCCCUACUACUCCUAUCGCUAGGUGAGUGUCAAUGAUUGUACUGAAGAAUAUACCUGGUGUUUCAAAUGCGGACAAAGUUGCGCAUAUAGGUAACAAGAAAAUGGCACGUAGGCCUGGUUUUUCAAUCGCAAGUUACCUGCAACAUGACUACUAACCAGAAGCUCGGUUGAAUCUGUCACUCUCUGCCGUCCGUGCGUGUAUUUAUUUUUCAAUCGACGAAUCCAGAAGCGUUCUCGCGUUUUCCAGACAUAACUCGAGUCAUCACAUCGAAGCUGGUAAAUGACGGUCGAUAUUUAUCGUUAAAAGUCUAAUUUAUUACCGUCACACUGAUUUAUUACAGCACUUGCACGUAAUUUUUUGUAAAUUUAUGACUACGUCGACUGGACUAUGAUGUUUCGCGCUGAUAACUCGCUACUUGGUUCAUCUGGCUCUCUCUGCCCUCUGUGCGUGUAUUUAUUUUUGAAUCGACGAAUCCAGAAUCGUUCUCGCGUUUUCCAGACAUAACUCGACCCUUCGCAUCGAAGCUGGUAGAUGACAGUCGAUAUUUCUCGGUACGUGGCGAAUGUUUUUGAUGCUUGUGUAAGAAGCUUCUAAACGUCCAAAAUUUGUAGUCGGCCAUAUAUCUUGUUUAACUAAAACAAUGUUUUAUCGUUAAAGGUCUAAUUUAUUACCGUCACACUGAUUUAUUACAGCACUUGCAUGUAUUUUUUGUAAAUUUAUGACUACGGCGCCUGGAGUACGAUGUUUCGCGCUGAUAACUCGCUACUCGGUUCAUCUGGCUCUCCCUGCCCUCUGUGCGUGCAUUUAUUUUUGAAUCGAGAAAUCUAGAAGCGUUCCUGCGUUUUCAAGACAGAACUGGAGCCUUCAUAUCGAAGCUGGUAGAUGGCGGUCAAUAUUUUUCGAUAUGUGGCAAAUGUUUUUGAUGCUUGUGUAAGAAGCUUCUGAACGGCCAAUAUUUGUAGCUUGGUCAUAUAUCUUGUGUAAUGAAAACAACGUUUUUAUCUUUUAAAGUCUAAUUUAUUACCGUAACACUGAUUUAUUACAGCACUUGCAUGUAUUUUUUUGUAAAUUUAUGACUACGCCGACUGGACUACGAUGUUUCGCGCUGAUAAUUCGCUACUCGGUUCAUCUUGCUCCCUCUGCCCUCUGUGCGGGUAUUUAUUUUUGAAUCGACGAAUUCAGAAGCGUUCCUGCGUUUUCCAGACAGAACUCGAGUCUUCACAUCGAAGCUGGAAGAUGGCGGUCGAUAUAUCUCGAUACGUGGCGAAUUUUUUUGAUGGUUGUGAAAGGAGCUUGUAAAUGUCCAAUAUUUGUAGCAUGGCCAUAAAUGUUGUGUUACGAAAACGUUUUUAUCGCUUAAAGUCAAAUUUAUUACAACACUUUUUAUAAAUUUAAGACUAUUUCGACUAGAUUAUGGUGUUCCGCGCUACUCGGUUGAUCUGCCUGUCUCUGUCCCAUGUGCGUGUAUUUAUUUUUGAAUCGACGCAUCCAGAAGCGUUCCCGCAUUUUCCAAGCAAAGCUCGGGCCUUCACAUCGAAGCUUGUAAAUGGCGGUCGAUAUUUCUCGAAUGUGGCGAAUGCUCUUGAUGUUUGUUUGCGUAAUUCUGGUUGCCUAACCUUCGAUGUUACGAGGGUGUCUCACUGUUACUCUAAGUUCACUGGGAUAUAUCGGCAAUGUGCAGACAUGUACAUGGUCAGACUUUCUCGCCUGAAGGACUACAAAUUAGGCAAGAAUCAUUACAUUAAUGAUUCCAUUAAUUUGGCAAUCUGUCAGCAAUACAUAGAAAUAGGUCGGAAAUAUCAAAAAGUAUUGCCGAGGCAGAAAAAUGUUGCUCGUUUUGACGCGUUAUAUCGUACAUUUGUCAUUUUUACUUGAAUCCUAGGGAUACUAAUGAAAUAAAGGUCAAACACAGUGUAGCGUUUUUCUGGGUUCUUUUGGGUGUGGAUUAAAACACUGGUUUUCACAAAAAGAAAUGCACUAAUUUAUUAAACUUGACUAGAUAGAACAUCAAUGUCCACCACUAUUUAUGUCUGACUACUUAUUUACGAAUUACCAUGUCGCGCCAUUCACUGUACUAUACUCUACUGUGCUUCCAUCUUCCGGCCGUCGAGUCAUAUAGUCCGCAUCGCAGCGACUCGUUGAAUCGAGAAGGUUCCGGUGAGCCACAUAGCGGCAUUCCAGAAUAUUCGAGGUCACUUCGGGUCCAUCUCGAAGAAAAGUCGAGAGUUUUGCGGUCCCCAACAGAUGUCGCCACCAAGUUGCAUGUUGUCAGUUAUAAAAAAAAACAAAAAAGCACCGAAGGUUAAUAUAGGAAAAAUUAGAAAUGUUAAAAAAGAAAAAACAAUUUCCUUAAUAGCCCUAAGAAUUAUCAGAUGAUAAUUUCAUUGUCAGCCAAGCGUUUUUCCAGUGUUUAUGAAAUGGGCACAGCUGAACAAUUCCUGAAUUUCGUAUGUUACAGUUUCCGAGACCUCAUGGUAAGGGUCGUACUUGAAAUACCCGGUAUAUUGGUAAAGUGCAUAUUCUAGAGAAUAACUGAUCCGUAUACAAUUGGCGUUUUUCUAAUCUUUUAUGUUUGUCUGAAUGUAGGGCACCGUUUGUUUAUAAGGAACCUUCCAAAAGAAUAUUGAACAUUAGAUUUUUGGCAGGUAAGAUGCAAUUCAAAAAAAAGUCACCACUCUUCAUUCCAUCAGUGACUGGUAGUGAAAACUGAACCCGAAAAUCAUUCCAAAAUAUCCUUCCUUACAAGGUUAGAACUAUGGAGCAUGGACCCAGUUUCAUAUAGAAUUUUAUCGUCGAAUGUAUAUGCAUGGAAUCAUGGGCAACUGGGAUCAGAUCAAUUUUUUCAUAGGUUUCAGGUCUCAUUGAAGGAUAAAUUAUUACCGAAAUAAUCCUAUUCAUCAUGAAUUAAUUGCAAAAGCAUGUCCAUGGAGAAUUUGUACCCGAAUCCACAUAUUUUUAUACCAUCUUUUAACAUAUAGUCAAAAUCACGAAAGAUGACUAUUACGUCAUACCAUAAAUUGUACUGAAG